AGCCAUCGACACGUUCUCCCUUUUACCGGACUGGAUGGAAGAUAAACCAAAGUACUGCGUGUUCUGAUCCGCUUUGUCGUGGUUACAGUUUAAAUGGUCUGUUUCCAGCUGGAACCCCUUAAAACACCCGAAUUUGCUGCAGGGAUGGGGACGUGGGGUUUGAUGUGCUGUUGAAAACAUUCUUUCCUCUGGUCUCUGCUACAUCUGAGCUGUGGAGCCAUGGAUUCCUCUGAUGAAGAGGAGGAGCGCACCUUCAUCCGGGUACUCAGUGAGAAGUACAACCCAGAGAAUUUCCCGUAUGGACAAGGUGUGGUGGUUCUGCCCAGUCCUCCAGGAUCCCCUGUUAAAGACCGCCUGUUCUUGCCCAACAUUCUGGUUCUGAAUGACUGUGGGAUCAGUAAAGCUGGUGACAGGUCCGACAUUGAAGCUUUCUGUGCCCAUGUGCUGGAGCUGGACCUGGCCUACAAUCAGCUCAACGACUGGGGAGAGAUCAGCACCAUCGUUUCCAGCAUCCCUCACCUGGACUUCCUCAAUCUCAGCAUGAACCCCCUGAGCGGUGUGCAGCUGCAGCCCAGCUUGGCCGACGUCUUCUCCAAGGUCCGACGACUUGUCCUCAUCAACACACAAGUCAGCUGGGACACCGUGCACACACUCACGCAGCACACACCAGAGCUGAAGGAGCUCUUUCUCUGCCUGAAUGGCUACGACACCGUGUCAGAAUCCCAGGCGUCCUGCCCGUCACUGAGCCUGCUGCAGAUCACAGGCAACCAGCUGCAGGACUGGGCCGAAGUCAGGAAGUUUGGGCUGCUGUACCCCAGCCUGAGCACGCUGGUGCUGGCCAACAACAGCGUCAGCUCUGUGGGAGACAACAAGGAAACACUGGAGUGUCUGUUCCCCAACCUGCGCAGCAUCAACCUCAACAACUCCGGUCUCAGUCAGUGGGAGGACAUCGAAAAGUUGAACUUCUUCCCUAAACUGGAGGACGUCAAAGCUCAGGGGAUGCCCUUAUUACAGUCGUACAGCACCCAGGAGAGACGCAGCCUCCUCCUAGCACAGCUGCCAUCUGUGAUGGUUUUAAAUGGGAGUGCUAUUUCUGAGGGGGAGAGAGAAGAUGCAGAGAGGUUCUUCAUCAGAUACUACCAGGACUUUCCGGAGCAGGAGCUUCCACGGAGGUACCACGUCCUUGUGUCAAAAUAUGGCCACUUGGCUCCGCUGGCUGAGGUGGACUUGAGCCCCCGCUGCACCGUGGUGGAUGUGCGCUGUGGAGACAGGGUGGAGCCAGUCACACUGCGCCUGGAGCAGACGGUGGGCGACCUGAAGAAGCAGCUUAAGGCUCUGCUGCAGCUGCCUACCAAUGGGAUCAGGCUCUUUCACGUCGACAAAGAGAUGAGUUCAAUGUUUGGACCCGAGGAGCUGAAGUGCAGCUUCCGGGCCCUUCACUCUUACAGCAUCCAAGACGGGGACGAGAUUCUAGUGGUGCCCAAAGUGAAAAACCGCUGCAGCUCCUCAGAUUUCUGAGGAAGGAGGCUUUAAAAACUAGCAGAGACGAAGCUUUAAUCUGAUAAGAUAAAUGUUUCCCAGUGACGAAUGUAAGGAGGUUUCCUGAGCAUAAUGGAAAAUAAUGCAACAUUAGAUUUGCACAGUGAAGCUCUUCUAUUGACCCUAAAUAGCUUUAAAAUAAUUUUCUUCAACUUUUAAUUUUGCUGUCUUUUUUUCUGGUGUAAGGUGAGUCUACACACCAGAUACAUCUGCAGGUGUUCCAGCGAUGGGGGAAUUAACAGUCAUUUACUUUUACUUUAAGCAAACUUUUCAUCUGCUUUCCUCUGGAUCAUUCAGGGUUUAAAAUGUUCAGUUUUGGGCCAAAAAAUUCAAAAAUCAUUUUGCUUUUGAGGAAAGAGAUGAGUUUGAGCAUCUACUUUCUGGAUGGCCAUAUGAAGGUGCCAAAGGUAAACCAGGGAUCUACAGGUGCAUCUCAGUCAACUAGAAAAUCAUUAAGACAUUAAUAUUUUUCAGUAGUUCAGAUCAGGGAGAUUAUAUGAAUUAUUUACAUCCAGUUAUAUAUUAAAAGUGUUAAUUUCUAUUAAUUUUGAUGAUUCUGGCUUACAGCCAAUGGAAACACAAAAUUCAGCUUCUCAGAAAAUUAAAAUAUUACCUCAGACCAAUAAAAAUUAUAAUUAAUAUAGAAAUGUGGUGGUCUACUCAACCAUGGUUAGAUUUCACCGUUAUCCGGCAGAUAGUCACUGACCCCUCCUCAAGGAGGGUAGGUCAUAAGAGAUCAUGCUAAAGAAGCUCUUCUGAUUGCUGUAUCCAAGCAUAUUAUUAGAAAAUUGAGUGGAAGAAAAAAGUUAGGUAGAGCAGUUUGCACUGCAGUUCUUUAGGCGCCACCACACAGGGACAUAUCUAGAAGGUGGGCUAGAAGUGCCCUUUAACUGCUCCAGAACCAGAGACAAUGUCAGAGACACCUCAGCAGAGCUGCAGGCUGACGCAUUACACUGAUGCAGUAAUUCAUGCAGACGAAGCUCCAACCAAGGAGUGUACUGUAAAGUACAUGGACAUACAUUUCAGCUGCCCCACAUUUCUGUAUCAGAAUCAAUAUUCAAAUUUUCUAAGAAUUUUUUUUUUUUUUUUUUGCUGUCAGUCAAAUUCAUAAAUGAACAGAAAUAAACACUUUGAAAAGUGUCAACGGUGGUGAAUAAUAAACUCACUUUUUAAUGAUGUUCUAACUUAUUGAGAUGCACCUUUAUAGACCCAGUAACAAUCUGUACACAAUCAAGGCACUGAUGGUUUCAUAGGUGGAAAACAAAGAUCCUAUAAAUAUGUCACCCUUUUCAAAUGUUCAAUGGGAUUUUGAUUUUACCUCUAAGGUUAAGAAGACCCAGAAUGUCUUUCCCAUCUCCAAAUGUCAUGAAAUAUCUGUUUGCCUGCUCCCUGCAGCAGUCAUUACAGAUAUAUGGAAGGGGGCAAGACCACAACCCUGCGGAGCACCACUGGAGGGCAUAGAUAAAAUGAAUAUAACCUCCUAUAAAGGGUACAAUUUAGCAAAAAUGAAAAAAUUGAUUCUUCAGAAUAAAUAAACAGAAUUUAUCAUUUCCUUUUUACUUUGACCAUUUUCUCCUAGAGCCAAAUUUAUUCUUUAAAAUUGUAAAAAAAAAAAAAAUCCCCCACAGAUUUUAAUCAGGUAGAUCCAUCUCACAUCAGAAAAAUAAAUAAAUAUAUGAACUUCAGGUUGGGAAGAGUGAGGUGAUCCUAUGUCGCGUGGUUUAAACCAGGGCUGCAGCUCAUUUCGCAUUAAGGAAAAAAAGGAGGUCUAAUCUUCAUAAAUGAAUAGCUGACAGAUAAUAUAUGGUAGAGAUCUAAAGAUAAUAUUUGCUAUUAAAAAUAUACAUCAAGUAGUUGUAACACUCAGUGUUUCAUUUUUAAAUCAGCAGCUUUAAAAUUCCUGAUAAUUUUUAUGAUAGUAAAUUAUUUUAGCAACAAAAACAAGCUGAAAGUUUGCUUCUUAAAGCCAACAAUGAACCUUAUCCUGCAGCUGGGACUGCUGUCAGUCCAAAUGGAGCUAAAAUAAGGAGUUUCAUACAACCUUUCCAGGUUUAGUUGUUGGUAUGCACAGAAAAACCCCUUAAUAAUUCAUGAAUCACAUUUCUUUGCCAUUUGAGAAGUGUGCCACUCUCCAGAACGCUGUGGCUAAGUUCAGCUGAGCAGAUUUAGAUUUGAAACUGCUCCUUUGUUGAAUUUAGGGCGGGAGAACAGGUUGUUCAGUUUUCCUGGUUACCCAGAUCAGAUUGAACUGGGUAUCCUGGGAUAACCCCCGGGCGGAUGCAGAAAUGCCGUUUGUUUGGGAUAACACAGAGCGCACGGUUCCUGUUCCGUGGAGCUGCCUCAGAGGAAAGACGAGACGGCUCUGAGGGUAGCCGGGUCUGGGCCGGACGCUCGGGUUACCGCAGGCCUUCAGGCUGUCGAGCUCAUGAAUGGAGCGGCUCUCCCUGACUCACGCAGGCAGCUGAGAAGCGCCGAGAGACUUUUCUGUAUGGUAACCACACACCAGCUGCUGUGUCACAGAGACUUCCGCUCCAUUUGGGUUAGACCGGGUUCUACCAACAGAAUUUCUCACUGACUUCAUCCCAGACUCUCUGUUACAUCCGUCUCAUGGAGCUGACACUCUACCUUUAAGGUGUUUUGAGACUCUGGUUCAGUGUUUUUCCUUCCAGCUCCCUUCCUUCCACAGGCAGCUGUAGCACCAAGCAUAAUGUGUCAUAAGCUCCCGUGUGUGAUGUUCAUACGCUCACCAGGUUAACGCAUCACCCACGGAUUCAGAGGAAAGAAUAUAUUUCCUGCCAAGUCUAAAAUACAUUAUCAGGGUUGUAAUCCUAUAGAAGAAUGGAAGAAGCAGGUUUUUACACUGACAUAUUCUGCAUAUUUCCUUCCUUUCCGUACGUCUUGAGUACUUUUUGAAUCUUUGAUGUUCCCAUAAAUCUAUCGGACUCUUUAAAAUCACCUUUUCUGUGGUUUCACUGAAUCAUUUUGGAAAUCCUAAUCUUUGGGAUUGGGGGAGUCAUUUGUGCUGCUUGUUGGAGUAAAUCUGUUCACUGUUGCUUGACUGUUAGACUUUAAGCGACCCUAACUUUAGGAAAGUCAGUGAAGCUCUAUUGGCUCCUUCACAGGAAGGAGAAAACGUGUCGGCGGCGUUCCAGAAGCAAAGUAAAAGUAAAGAUGAGAACAGAGGAUGUUUUGGUCCCCUCCUACGUCCAUUUAACACCCGUAAACAAACCAUUUCAUAUGCUUGUACUGAAGCCCUUACAUAUUAAUUUAUUUAUCAGUAAAGUUAAGUGUUUUUGUAAAUUAUGAACAGAAAUUGUUACAAAAAUAUCACCUGUAAUGUAGUGUGUAUUAUUUUCCUGAAACUUGGUUUUAUUCUAUUUCUAUCUUUUUUGGGGGGUUCUGAUCCCUGUUUGGACCCACUGACUCUAAUGAAAGGAGGUCCCGGGUUUGAAUCAUGGCCAGGGAACGUUCUGUUUGGAGUUCUCCCUGUGUAUGCGUGGGUUCUCUCCAGGUACUCCCGGACCCCUCCCACAGUCCAAAUACACGACUAAUAGAUUAACUGGGUUUUCUAAAUGAGUGUGUGUGCAUGGUUGUCUGUCCCGUGUGUCUCUUUGUUGCCCUCUGAUGGGCUGGUGACCCUCCCCAGGAUGGACCCCGCCUCUUGCCCAAUGACAGCAAAGCAUGGCCACCAUUCAGGUGUAGGAAAUGGAAAAUGGACCCCAUAUAAAACCUAAAAUAACUAGCCAACCUCACACUGGUACAUAUUGUUUAUUGGAGUCUUAUAACCACAUUUCCAUGUAGUAAACUAUGAGUGGAAUAUUGCAAAGUACUUUAAAGUGUUAGUUAAAUCAUAGUUGGGGAAUUGAUGAACGUUCGAUUAAAAAAACCGUCUCGUGACGCAUGGCUCCACUUCUUACCAGAGAGGGCUGCACGAAACAAAACUGCAAAGGUUGGAAAGGGCGACCUGACCGAGACCAAGAGUUCACCAAACUGCAUGCUGGUGAGAAUAGAGGGUGUCUUCUCUGAUACUUAAAGAGGUAUUUGGGAUUUCUGUGAGGAAGGUGUCUCUACCUUACCUGUAGUAGAUGGCUGAAAGUGACAAAGGUUUGGAACAUGCAGCAGCGCUAAAGACGUGUUAGAGCUGGGUGGCAACUGAAGUGGACUUCUGUCAAGCUAAAACAACCCCAGUCUAGGAAUUGGUCGGGUAUAAGUAUUAAACACGGUAACAUUUGUCUUAGUAAAUAUAUUUAGAAUGGGGUUAGCUGACAUGAAAUUGUCACCAGAUGUUUGUAACAACCCAAGUAAACCCACACAUACAAAGAGACUCACAAAUUGGUCCAUAAUUUAAGUCUUUGAUAAAAAGAUUACACAUUUUGAAUAUUGAAACCAUUUAAUUAAACAUGUUUAUAACUUAGUGGAAAAACCUCAGUUGGUAAUGAGUGCCUAAAUACGUCUCAUGUACCGAAGAACUGGCUGCAUACAUUGCUCAGAUGUAAUUUCAACCCAAUCUUCUACCCAAGCUGUCCUCAGAUCUUUAAGGUUCUCUGGGCCUCUUCUAAGCACUCUGAUCUUCUUUCACAACCAAUUUGGAAGCUUAAUUUUCUUUCUGCUGUUUUUUUCAGAUUAUGGCUCCAUCACUUCUCACUGGAACAUUCAGAGGUUUAGUCUGAAACCAAUUCUGUCUGCAUGUUUAGCAGCAAUAACAUUGUUAAGGUCUUGGGAGAGUUGCUUGUGUCCAUGAGAUGCUUCUUAUGAGAUACCGUGGUAUAAGGAACCUCUUUAUAGGUCAUCAUUAAACCAGCCAAUAUUAUAUGGGUUGCUUUCUAAAUACUGACACAUUUCAGCUGUUUUCUUGGCUUUAAAAACCUUUUGCCGCUUCUUCUUCAUGUCUUCAAUACUUCAUUACCCAUUUUAUUUUUACGCAACUUAAUUUAUAGACUAAUUAAUUUUGUACCAUUGUAUGUGUGAACUACUUGGGUUGUUACUGAGAUCUGGUGUGAACUUCAUCUCAUUAGCCCCAAUAGAAAAAUAUUCCUGAGAAAAACAUUAACGUUUCAAAAUUGCUAAAAUCUUCAGUCAUGCUGUUCUUGCAGUUUAAAGUCCUUUUAUUAAGAUACCUGAGAAAAUCCCAGAGUGAUCAUUGUUUUCUCUGGCAGGAUCGAGCAUAACGCAGAACUGUUUGUGAUAAAAAGACGGUUGCCUGCUCUUACUAUUACAUAUGUGCCUUUGCACAGAAUCAGAAAUGAUCCCAAACAUUAAAAAAUCAGCCCGGAUGUGGAUGGUCUUUGCAGGAUCUUCUUAUAGGGUCUUUGCUCAGUCUUGGCAAGGUAUUCUGGAGCAUAUUAAGAACCCAACUGGCUUUUUUAUUACACAGUGUGUAGGUUUCCCCAAGAUUUUUUAGUAUGCACAGAUUUUCCAUGGCAAGGUUCUGGUGGUUCCUUGUCGUGGCUGGGAAUCGGAGUCCUGGGCUGAGUGUGUCCAUGAGUUGGGGACUGUGUGCACUGAUGUGAUUGUCAAUAAUUAUGAACUUCUGGCAUGUAGCUGCACUUUUAGAGGGUUCUGGCCGCCUGAGGGUGGUGUGAUUUGUGUGGCAUCACGAUUGGAACAUCGUGCUGACUUAAAGUGCAGCGACGGUGCAGGAGAGCUUCCUGGGAGGUGGUGAUUGUUACGGGCUUAGCAGCGUCCUCGUUUCCUUCACACUGGAGGUUUUACAAAUUCGCCACAAUCCAGCUACUUCCCAGCAAAUUAUGUUGGUCCAGAACUUUACUGGGAAGGGAGUGUAGGUGUGCUGUGUUUGAAAAUGAUAUUCUAGUGUUUACUUCAUGAACGUGUGGUUUGCAGCUAGAUGUGCACUGAUGGCCUGUGCACGUUUUGGUAAUUGGAUUUUCUGUUAAGGAACCAAUAAUAAAAAAACUAAAAGUUUGAUCUGUUAGUUUUCAUUUUAAAAUAUGAAACUGAAAUCCAACCAUUUUCCUUUUUUUGGUGAAACAGAUAUUAGCAAAAAUAAAAACAAAUAAAAUCACCAGCAACAACAAACAAAAACCUGUCCCGUUUGCUCAUAUUCUGACAUUUUCUUAAACCUUAUUAAUUAAAUCAGAUUUAGAUUUCUGUUCAUCCAUAUUUGACCCCCCAAAAAAAACUGUUCGUAUUUAAGAUUUUGUAUUUUAAAUAGCAAAUAAAAAUGUGGUGGAUAAGAAAAUCCAAUUACCAGCAAAUGCACAACUGAUGCUCCUAGUUCUGUUUUUUGGGUUAAUUUCAAGGUAAAAAAUCUGAUUUUAAAUGAUCACAGAAAUUAGGCUGAGAGUUUAAUUCCGGAGGUGCAGUAGUGUAAAUCUAUGCUCACAUUUACUUUGGUUCUGCCCCGACACAAGUGAGAAAAUGCUUUGAUUUGUAACCGUCUGGAUUGACCUUGUGUAGUAAGUGACUGGAGCUGUGUUCUGUGUUACUGGUUUAACGACAUAAUGCUGAGUUUGUCUGGUUUGCAUGGUGGGUUAGAGUUAAAAUGUCUUAUUUCUGAGAAACAAGAUUCUUAGUGGGCAUUUGUCAUUUUUGUGUAAACAUGUUGUCAUCCUCGAUUCUUCACCUUCAUUAACACCAAAUAAGAUUAUACUGACAAAUUAUUAAAAAACGUUAAAAAGCUGACUCAUAAUUCAGUUCACCUUGAGUGUUUUUAACUUAUUUCCUGAGUGCUUUCAAUUUCUUUUGUGGAUCUCGACACUUUAAUUCAGGUUUGUUUCCUUGAGAUAACAAGACUGUUUCUUUAUCUGUACUGUGUAAUUAUGCUUUUACUUCUCCUGAAUAAAGACAUCAUUCUGA
Molecule: messenger RNA, 8355 nt
Organism: Girardinichthys multiradiatus
Lineage: Eukaryota; Metazoa; Chordata; Actinopteri; Cyprinodontiformes; Goodeidae
Product: tubulin-specific chaperone cofactor E-like protein
Exons: 9
Coding region: 220-1518 (432 amino acids)
Biological process (GO): mRNA splicing, via spliceosome
Molecular function (GO): U2 snRNA binding
Source: RefSeq, a predicted model, not a curated record